This is a messenger RNA of Fundulus heteroclitus (mummichog), 2905 nucleotides long. RefSeq names its product acetoacetyl-CoA synthetase (gene aacs). NCBI's taxonomy places the organism in Eukaryota, Metazoa, Chordata, Actinopteri, Cyprinodontiformes, Fundulidae. Gene Ontology annotation, cellular component: cytosol. The record is from RefSeq and is a predicted model, not a curated record. Gene Ontology annotation, biological process: positive regulation of insulin secretion; lipid metabolic process. The coding region runs from base 213 to 2243 and encodes 676 amino acids. The transcript is spliced from 18 exons. Gene Ontology annotation, molecular function: acetoacetate-CoA ligase activity.
GUCUAGCAGCUUUCAGCGACAUUCCCCCCCACGCUAUGCCUGUCUGUAUGUUAUUUAGCUGAGUCUCCAGCAGCCUGGAGCCAUUCAAACCAGGCAGCUAGCCGCCGAGCUCUUUAAACAACCCACCGCGCGCUAACAGGAAGAGUCCGCUUUUCGCGACGCGCUCGGGACUACGUGGUGUUUUGGCUGCUGUCAAGAGGGACGCCACAAAGAUGUCCAAAGACACGGAAGGAAAGAGCGAGCAAAUCAUGGACACGGAGAGCAAGGUGCUGUGGUACCCGGACUCCAAGAAGAACACACAGAUGGACAAGUUCAGGAUACAGGUCAACUCGGACUACGGGCUUAAUCUGGCUAACUACAGUGAUCUUUACCAGUGGUCUGUGGACUGUUACCCAGAAUUCUGGGCGGAGGUGUGGCGCUUCUGUGGAGUUGUCAGCUCCAAACCGUACGAGGAGGUGGUGGACGUAUCCAAGCGGAUCUCAGAUGUUCCCGAGUGGUUUAAAGGAGCUCGACUCAACUACGCCGAGAACCUGCUUAAGCAUGCUGACCAGGACAAAGUGGCUCUGUAUGCUGCAAGGGAAGGGAAUGAGGAGAUCACGAAGGUAACGUUUGGGGAACUGAGGCGUGACGUGGCGUUGUUUGCUGCUGCUAUGAGGAAGAUGGGCAUUCAGACCGGAGACAGGGUUGUUGGCUACCUGCCCAAUGGUAUCCAUGCACUGGAAGCCAUGUUAGCAGCCGCCAGCAUCGGCGCCAUUUGGAGCUCCACAUCAGUCGAUUUUGGCGUUAAUGGUGUCCUUGACAGAUUUUCUCAAAUCCAGCCCAAGCUGAUCUUCUCCGUUGCUGCUGUGGUUUACAACGGCAAAACACACGACCACAUGGAAAAGCUGACAAAUGUUGUGAAAGGUUUACCUGACCUGAAUAAAGUGGUUGUGAUUCCCUACGUUUUGUCCAAGGAAGAGACCAACCUUUCCAAAAUUCCCAACAGCGAAUUCCUUGAUGACUUUUUGGCAUCUGGCCGUGGAGAGGGGGACCAGUUCCCUCAGCUGGAGUUUGAGCAGCUUCCGUUCAACCAUCCUCUGUUCAUCAUGUACUCCUCUGGAACUACCGGAGCUCCCAAAUGUAUGGUCCACUCAGCUGGGGGAACUCUCAUCCAGCACUUGAAGGAACACGUUCUCCAUGGCAACAUGACCUCCAGUGAUGUCAUCAUUUACUACACUACUACCGGCUGGAUGAUGUGGAACUGGCUGGUGUCUGCUCUGGCAGUGGGGGCCUCGGUGGUUUUAUACGACGGUUCGCCGCUAAUGCCGACAGCCAAUGUGCUGUGGAACCUGACGGACAAGCUGGGCAUCACCAUAUUUGGCACCGGCGCUAAGUGGCUGUCUGUGCUGCAGGAGAAGAAUCUCAAACCUUCGGAAACGCACAACCUUCAGUCUCUUCACACCAUACUGUCCACUGGAUCUCCCCUCAAACCUCAGAGCUACGACUAUGUCUAUCGCUGCAUCAAGAGCACCGUGCUGCUGGGUUCCAUCUCAGGUGGCACUGACAUUGUUUCGUGUUUCAUGGGCCAAAACCCAACAGUCCCAGUGUAUCGGGGGGAGAUCCAGUCCAGAAAUCUUGGGAUGGCUAUAGAAGCUUGGAGUACUGAUGCUAAGCCAGUUUGGGGGGAGAGCGGAGAGCUUGUCUGCCUGAAGCCGAUCCCCUGCCAACCGACUCACUUCUGGAACGACGAGAACGGCAGCAAAUAUCACAAGGCGUACUUUUCUACGUUUCCUGGUGUGUGGGCCCAUGGAGAUUAUUGUAAAAUCAACCCGAAGACAGGAGGCAUCGUCAUGCUCGGCAGAAGUGAUGGCACUCUGAACCCUAACGGAGUUCGCUUUGGGAGCUCAGAGAUCUACAACAUCGUGGAGGCUUUCGAGGAAGUGUCGGACAGUCUUUGUGUGCCCCAGUACAACGCGGACGGGGAGGAAAGAGUCAUUCUGUUCUUAAAGAUGGCUCCCGGAAAGCCGUUCCGUCCAGAGCUGGUGACGAAGAUUAAAGGAGCCAUCAGAAAAGCUUUGUCCGCCCGACACAUCCCUGCCUUGCUGCUGGAGACAAAAGACAUUCCCUACACCAUCAGCGGCAAGAAGGUGGAGGUCGCUGUGAAGCAGAUCAUUGCCGGUCGGGAGGUCGCGCAAAGAGGGGCGUUCUCCAACCCGGAUUCACUGGACCUCUACAAGAACAUUCCUGAGCUGCAAAACUACUAAAGAUGAAACACAGUUGAAGAGAGACUUUACAAAUGUCAAUUUUACUGAAGCCAUGUUAGGCAAGCGGGAUGGAUGGAUGGUGGGGGAAAAAUAGGAAAGAAAUGAUUUUAAAAUAAUAGGAAAUGACAUCAAUGUGUAAUAAGCUGAUGGUAUAAUGCAGGGAGGAGACUUUACACCAUAAGGUACACUGGUCCAUAGGCAAGCUUUUAAUACUGUCUUUAUGCUGCUGCUCCUAGUCUCUCAUGCUGUUCAAAUAGAUGUUAAACUGAAUUAAACUCUGGGUGUUAUGCGAUGUGCACAGCGGCGUCUGUGAAUAAGCUUAUGCUGGAAAGCUAGCUAUGGAAACGUUAAGCGCAGCAUUAAGUAUUUGGGUUCACAGCUUGGUUUCCAUCAUCCUUUCAAGAACUACAGUAGGAAUCUUUAACCCCCGAUGCUGCUUCCGACAAGGUUUAAGAAGAGAAACCCGGGAAGGUGUGCGGAAAAAAUAUACAGAAAACUUCACCUCAGCUGUGGCUCAUGUCAGCAUAUCAUUGUUUUAUGGUGUGCAUUGCUUUAUUGAUGUACUGUCUGUGUAUGCAUAUUAAUAUGAAGACUAAUGUAUAUUUUUGGACAAUAAACCUGUGUUUAUAGUUAUGCAUUUAAAUAUAAUCAUCGAACGAUAA